Messenger RNA from Aspergillus wentii DTO 134E9, 836 nucleotides. RefSeq names its product DUF3759 domain-containing protein. The transcript has 3 exons. The record is from RefSeq and is a predicted model, not a curated record. Bases 162 to 548 code for a protein of 128 amino acids. NCBI's taxonomy places the organism in Eukaryota, Fungi, Ascomycota, Eurotiomycetes, Eurotiales, Aspergillaceae.
GGAACUUUGUGAACUGGCCUUGUCUGAUCGCUGCUUAUAAGGUGCUCUGGAUCCCCUGCUUGUCUUUUCUUUUUUUUUUUUUCCCUUUCUUCUUCAUCAAACUCACUCUCCAUCUCUCUACCUUUUUAAAACACUUUUCUUAUAUCCAUAUAACCGUUACAAUGGCUUGGGGAUUCCACGAAUCGCACGAGGCUCACGAGCAGGUGUACGGUGAGAAGAAGCACGAGGGCAAGCUGUCCCACGAGCUCAUCGCCGGUGCCGCUUCCUUCGAGGCCAUGAAGGCCUGGGAGAACCACCAGCGCAAGGAGGGCAAGACCGUCAAGCACUCCUUCGCCAAGGAGGCCAUCGCCGGUCUCGUCGGCUCUCAGAUUGACCGUCUCGCCGAGACCAAGGGCAUGGACCAGGUCGACAAGAUGAAGGCUCACCACCACGCCAAGAAGAACGCCGAGGAGAUGUACGACCAGCACUACGUCCAGGGCCACGGUGCCGAGGAGUACGACCCCAACCGCUACGCCCCUCACGAGAAGUUCCAGCUCCAGCAGUGGUAAACGGUUACCCGAAUGUGAUGUAUAUAUUUAAAUGAAUAGAAUGAAUGCAUGAGCUGUCAUACACCUGUCGCAUUAUCCACUGGAUCGAGUGUCACUGUACGAGUGUCAAACUGCACUGCUGUAGUGCUGACUAGAUGUCGUCGUAUUUAGGGAUCCAGGGCAUUCUGAUAUGCACGAAAGGUCUUGGCAGGCGGAUGCCCAGAGAUCAAACAUGUAGGAGUUUUGCUAUGGCCGCGUAGGGCUACGAAGCACAACAUAUGUACUCGUAGCGUGUACUCUGCACGCCCU